UCGAAGUUUACUUUGACGGUCAUCGCUGAACUGGUUUUCUCUCUCUCUUCGUUUUGUUUGGAAUUCCUUUGGUUUCUACUUCUUCAUUGUUUAAUCAGAAUGACAGAAAAUUGGGGUUUUUGCUGGAUUGUUUGCAGUUCCAUAUUUGCUCCAUUAAAAUAAUCACAUGCUUGAAAGAUUUUACUUCAUCAUUUUCUGCACAAGAAUGGGUUGGAUUUUUCACAGGGCAGGAAACCAGAUGAAGUGUUGGUAGCUUAUGGAUUCAAUGUCAUCAGUAUCAACAGUUUCGUCAAGAUGAUGGCUUUACGGGAUGUCAGCAUGAUUAGAAAGUUAAACCAUCUGGUGGAAGUUCUGAAGUUUAUGCUUUGAUAGUUCUGCAGUUUAUCAUUCUCGUACUACUCUUCCUACUUUUCUUUUCUUUUUUCUCAACCCUUUACCCUUCUUUUCUGGAAAAUCUCCAGUUAUGCCAUCGGUGUUAAUACUUCUUCUUUUUUUCUCCUUAAAUUAGCUGUUUUCUGGCCAUCCAUAAUGUUGUCACAAAUAGUUUCUUGAAAGUCCUACAACAUCAUCUCAAACAAUUCGGAAACCUUGGCUAUCCGGUUACUCAGAAACCACGAGGCACACAAGUGUCAGCCUUCAAGCUAUCACAAAGUUGGAGUUUGUGCCGGUAGUUGGAGAUGUGGUGCUUUCGGUGGGGAUCCUCAAGUUAAAGUGAAGUCUCAUGAGUAGACUUUUGUUAUAUCUUCAUAACAAUUUCAUGAGUAGGUUUUUGUUAUGCGCUAUCAGAUACAUGAUCCCCGUACCUCCUUUACUCACUGGGGGAGCAAAAAGUAGUUACCUUUAGCCCGGCCUUCCUUAUUAAUUAUUGAUAAGGAAACUUAUGUAGAGUGUUGCUGCCUUCCAAUAAAAGUCUUCUCAUUUCUUCUGGCUGACCUGGGACUUUUCCUGGAAUUCGGAAAAGACAUCAAACAGGUCCUUAAAUAACAUACAUAUUUCAAACAUACUCGGUCUGCUUCAUCUCAAGCAUCUUGAGAGGAAUGGCUGCAUCAGCAGAGACACUAGCUCAUGACAAGCCUAACCCAGCCGAAGACUGGACAGUCGUAUUGCCUCGGCGUGGGAAACAGAAAAGGAAUUUUCAUAAAGUUAUCAUCCACGAACGGAAAGAGGAAGAGGAAAUGUGGACUCCGGCAGAUAUCGAGACCAAUCCAGAGAGAGAAUCUAAAUUGAUGCAGAAGAUGCAAAACUGCAUAAAGAAACUUGAGAGCUCCUCCUUCUGGUUGACAUUUUCUGAUCAGUUACAAACCCCUGAAAUACUGGAUCAGGUUCUAAAAGCUGUGUGCUCAAGAGGAAAGAUGUCGAUGGUAAUAUAUGGAAUUGGUAGCAUAGAAUCAUAUGAGCCUCCUAGAUUACAGCUUAGUCUUGCAAUUUUAAUGAAAAGAAUGUUUAACUGGAUUGGAGAGGUAGAGGUAUUUGAUCCAGUGAUCUCUCUGGCAGAAUCUAACGUACUGGCAGCUCUUGGCUGUUCUGUCCUAACAGUAAAUGAACAGGGUCGACGGCAAGCUUUAAAACCUAUGAUGUUCUUCAUGCCACAUUGUGAAGCUGAACUGUAUGACAAUCUUCUGGAGGCAAAUUGGAGGCCUGAUCUAUUGAGUAAUAUUAUAUUGUUUGGAAACAGUUUCGAGGCAUAUGAGCAACACUUGUCAGUGUGCAAAAACCUUACUCUUGCUGAUUCUAGGAAGCAUAUCCUGGCAAUCAGGCAGUUCGUAAAAGAGCAUGCAAUCAACUCUUUUUCAGAUGAUUUUUUUCGAGCGUUCCAUGGUUCGAGUUGGCAUUUUUUUAAUAUUGAUCCUCAUACAGAUUUAUCUGAUGCUAAACUAUGAAUAUCAAAUUUGUAUUAAAAUGUAGGAAAAUUCUCUUCUUCACCUUUUGUUUUCUGGAAUUAAAGCCUGCUGUUAAGCUCAACAUUUUUUUGGUUA
Molecule: messenger RNA, 1976 nt
Organism: Nicotiana attenuata
Lineage: Eukaryota; Viridiplantae; Streptophyta; Magnoliopsida; Solanales; Solanaceae
Product: protein SENSITIVITY TO RED LIGHT REDUCED 1-like
Exons: 5
Coding region: 1038-1880 (280 amino acids)
Biological process (GO): microtubule-based process
Cellular component (GO): cytoplasm; nucleus
Source: RefSeq, a predicted model, not a curated record